UUGGCGCUGCGAAACGAAACUGCUCUCGACCGCUCCCGGCGGAGCGCACUUUGUGUUGUGUAGACAAGAGGUAGAAGACUGCGGUGUCACCGAUUGUUCUGCUGCUCAUUUUACAGAAGAAUCGCUGCAGGAGCUGUAACCGCCGUCGGCACACGGCAUUAAAGUCAUGGCAGAAUUAAAGCCGUGCAAAGUGUGUGAUUACAGCCGCAGGAAAUUACACGGACUCGUCGCUCCCUCGUUGAGGGAACUGAAGAGCAACGGAUGCACGGCCCUGGGAUUGGACCCGCACUCCCCCGUUUCCGUGGUCCUGGAGGACGAUGGCACCAUUGUGGAAGACGAGACCUACUUCCUGUGCUUACCCCCCAACACCAAGUUCAUGCUUCUGUGUGAGAAGGAGAUGUGGGCACCCAGGAAGGGAGUGGACGGGGGCACCGCCUGGCUGAGCCGCGACUCAUUCGAGGUUAAUUCCGACACCGUGGACGCCCCGUUCUCUGAGGCAGAAGCUUGGCACGGCGCCGCCAGCAGGCUGAGGGUGGACCUGGCCAGUGUCCUCCUCAUGUCCGAGGCUGAGCUCCAGGGCCUGGUGGACGCCCCGUGCUCGGACCUGGCAGCGGCCCUGGGCUUCCGGAACAGCCAGGCACGCGCUCUGCAGGACGCACUCCAGAGGGCGCUGGACCGCAGGGAGGAGGAGCGCCAAUCCAGGGAGCUGCUCCAGCUCUACCUGAAGGCCGUGGAGAAAGAGGGCGGCCGGGUGCCCAUCGCUGGGGGUGAGAGCGCGGCGGACGAGGCAGACGGUCCACCGAAGGGAACGUCCUCCACUUUCAGCCCCAGGACACUCAUGGUCCUCAAGGGCAAAACGAGACCUGAGACGCGGCUGUCCAAUGAGCAGCUGCAGACCGUGGUGAAUGUGGGUGCAGUCGCCAUGGCAACAACCCUGGGCUGGGAUCAAGAGAAGAGCGCCGCCCUGGUGGCAGCCUGCGAGGCGGAACUGUGCAUUCGACUGCAGCGGGUGCGGGCUCUGCGGUCAUUGAGCGCCCGCAGCCAGGAGGCAGCGGUGGUGGAGGCGGCAGAUGGGGUAGAAGCCAAGCGCAAGAAGUAGAACGAGAACUCUGUAACUCCGUACUUCGGCAAGAUGAGCAGGCGAAUCGAUACGAAAGACGGUCGUCCAGCAGCUCGCAGCACAGCGCGGGAUGUUUGUGUCAUGGAAAGUUUAUAUGCAAUUAAG
Scleropages formosus (Asian bonytongue) is the source of this 1225-nucleotide messenger RNA. RefSeq names its product DNA fragmentation factor, alpha polypeptide (gene dffa). The record is from RefSeq and is a predicted model, not a curated record. Gene Ontology annotation, biological process: apoptotic process; regulation of apoptotic process. NCBI's taxonomy places the organism in Eukaryota, Metazoa, Chordata, Actinopteri, Osteoglossiformes, Osteoglossidae. The transcript has 6 exons. Bases 167 to 1099 code for a protein of 310 amino acids.